Closterium sp. Yama58-4 is the source of this 1683-nucleotide messenger RNA. The record is from the annotation of a GenBank genome assembly. NCBI's taxonomy places the organism in Eukaryota, Viridiplantae, Streptophyta, Zygnematophyceae, Desmidiales, Closteriaceae.
AUGGGUGUCCCAGUUCCCGCGCUGUGCACGGGAUUUCGCGUCUGGCAGUAUUCCGAAGAGCUGCUCCUGGAGCCGCUGGAUGCGUCCACCAGCUGCCUUGCCAUCCGCCGAUCCGACGGCAGCCUGAGCGUCGGAGGCGAGCCGUCGCUUGCGGGAACGGUCGCAGAGCCCAAGUCAGCGUGCCUUCUCCUCGGCUUCAUCGAGCUGCUUGCAGGCACGUACGUGCUGCUGGUGACGAACCGGCAGCUCGUCGGCGCGUUCAAGGGUGCGCACGUGUUCCGAGCCACGGCCUUCGAUAUAGUGCCAUGCUGCUCCAAGGACUCCCUCUCACCCAAGCAGAAAGCGGACGAGGAGGAGUACCUCGUUCGCCUGCGCUCCGCCAUGUCAGCUCACGGUCUCUUCUUCUCAUACGGCGCUGACAUCACCACCAGCUUACAGAGGGAGACUCUAGCUGAACCUGCUGGACCAAAGCCCCUGUGGAAGCAGGUAAGCUGCACUGCACUGCACUGUCCAGUCGAGGUCACCCUCAUCGCUCGCCGCGGUGUCGACAGAAUUGGCACGCGCAUGUGGCGUCGAGGUGCAGACUCCAAGGGUGCGGUGGCCAACUUUGUGGAAACAGAGCAAGUGGUGACGGUGGAUGGGGGCGCUGUUGCGUCAUAUGUUCAGAUCAGGGGUUCCAUCCCAGUGCUGUGGGAGCAGAUCGUCAACCUCACGUACAAGCCCAAGCUCCAAACUGUUGUCACAGCCGAGCAACCCUUUGAAGCGCCCCUGAGGCAGCACCUUAGGGGGCUUAAGGAGAUCUACGGCCCUGUCAUUGCCGUUGACCUGGUCAACCAGCAUGGUGGGGAGAGCCGUAUCGGAUCCGCUUAUGCUGGAGCUGUGAACGCCAUCAAGGACCAAGACAUGCGCUACGUGCCCUUUGACUUCCACCACGAGUGCGGUGCCACCAAGUACCACCAGCUCUCCCAGCUGGACGACCAGAUCGGCAAGGACAUGGAGGCCCAGGGAUUCUUCCUGCAAGGCAAGGACGGGUCGGUGCAGAAGCAGCAGCAUGGCACUGUGCGCACCAACUGCGUUGACUGCCUUGACCGCACCAACGUCACUCAGAGCUGGUUCGCCCGGCAUGUGCUGGAGCAUGAGCUCAGGCAUAUGGGGCUGCUGGGGAAGGAUGAGACGGUGGCAGAGCACAGUGACUUUGACGCCAAGUACAAGAUCAUGUGGGCGGACCAUGGUGAUGACAUCAGCACACAGUACACGGGCACGCCAGCACUCAAGGGAGACUAUGUGCGGUACGGCAAGCGCAGCCCGGAGGGUUUCCUCCAGGACGGAGUCAGUGCCGUGAUGCGAUACUUCUUUAACAACUACACUGAUGGCGUGCGGCAGGACGGGCUGGAUCUGGUGAUGGGCAACUACACAGUCAAGCAGGGCGCUCCAUCUCCAUUCACGCGCACGGGCAUUGAGAGAUACACAAACCUGAGGGUGGCCCUCGUGGUGCUCGUGGCCUCCACAUACCUCUUCCUGCGAAACGUCAUCCCUUGUGAGUCACCUUAUACAGAUCGCUUGCACUUCUGUUUCUUGAGGUUUUCUCUCUUUCUUUUUUUUUCCCCCCGAGUAACUCUUUCCUGCAUAGGCAUUCUCCCAACAAGAAAUUCAUUUAAAAUCUUGUGUAAUCAUGCGUUCUAA